AUGGCCACAGCAAGAGUCAAAGAGAAAAAACCCUCCCUGAAGCAUGUAGAGUCUGCUAUCAGCCAGUUCUCUGAAAGUCUAGACCGCUACGAUCUGCCUAACGACAACGACGAACUGGAGCUCUGCUGCCAUGGAGACCACUGUGAUGGCAGGCCAGAAGAGACAAGAAUCAUUCCCUUUCAGGCGAUAUACAGCUUCCUCCCAUUUAAGUCACUGGACUCCAUGGUGUUCAUGGAGAAUGUUCCUAUUUUUGUCCGGGUGACAGAGGUGGAACGGUUCACAUCAACACUGAAGGUGCUGAAUCCCAAUCUCUACACGAUUGAGCUGAGCCACGGGGACUUCAUGUGGAAAAUCAAACGCCGUUUCAAGCACUUCCAAGCUCUUCAUCAGGAGCUGCUGAAGUUCAAGGCUCUUCUAAAGCUCCCCUUGCCAACUCGCAUCCACUCUGUUAGAAGACGCUCCCUCAAAUGCCACAAGAGCUUUCAUGGAGGACACAUCCCUGUGUUACCACGGAGACCAGACGCUCUGGUCAAAGAGGAGCAGCUCGCCAGUAGAAAAAUGCAGCUGGAGGACUACCUGAGAAACAUCCUGAAAAGAACCAUGUACAGGAUCCAUCCAGCGACGUUGGAGUUUUUGGAAGUCAGUCAGAUCUCCUUCAUUGAGGACCUGGGGCCCAAAGGAAUUGAAGGGUUAAUUUUGAAGAAGUCAGGAGGAAACACAUUUCCAGUGUGUUACUGGUGUGGAUCCAACAGUGUCUGUUACCGGUGGUCUAAAAGAUGGCUGGUGGUGAAGGACUCUUUUGUUCUCUACAUGAGGCCCAAGGAUGGCCAGGUGGGAACGGUGAUCCUCUAUGAUAAGGGCUUCCACAUCAAGAUAGGCACCCAGGAGACCGGCGUCCGCCACGGAGUCACCAUUGAGAACCUCUCCAGGACGCUGACAAUCAAGUGUUCCACCUAUCGUCAGGCCCGCUGGUGGGGCCACUCCAUCGAUGAGUUCUCCCAGAAGUAUGGGAAGGACUUCCUGAGGGAGAACCGCCAUGGGUCCUUUGCCCCUGUCAGGGAGAAAACAAUCACCCAGUGGUUUGUCAAUGCUGCAGGCUACUUUGAUGCUAUUGCUGAUGCUUUGGAGGGAGCCAAAGAAGAGAUUUUUAUCACAGCCUGGUGGCUCAGUCCUGAAAUUUUCCUGAAGAGGCCGGUGGUUGAUGGCAACACCUGGAGACUGGAUUAUAUACUUAAAAGGAAAGCAGAGCAGGGGGUGAAGAUCUGUGUGCUGCUCUAUAAGGAGGUGGAGGUUAUAAUGGGCCUGAACAGCGAGUACACCAAGAAAACACUCUUAGACCUGCACUCCAACAUCAGGGUGAUGCGCCACCCAGACCACAUGCCCUCUACAGCACUGCUAUGGGCGCAUCAUGAGAAGACCGUUGUGAUUGACCAGUCUCUGGCUUUCCUCGGAGGCAUUGACCUGGCCUAUGGCCGCUGGGACGACUCCCAGCACAGGCUGACUGAUGUGGGCAGUGUGAGGAGGAGCCCUCAGCCCAGCCCAGGCCUCUCCCCAAAUCCUACCAUGAGAUCUCCCACCAUAGUGGAGGACGAUGAGGAGGAGCACAGCUACUCUGAGGUGCGAGACAUCCUGGCUGAUUUUGAAGGAAGAGCCAGGAAUCACAGAGGGGGUGGGAGUCAGGCGCAGCACAUAUACAGCAACCUUGCCCCACCAGUUGUGAUAGAUCCUGGGGAGGUCUAUAGCGCUGUCACCUUCCCUGACGCAGUCCAGCAGAGACCUUGGUAUGGAGGUGUGAUUCCUCCUGUUGUUGUAGGACAAGAGGAGGAAAGUGGAGGAGAAGAUCAGGGCAGCAGUACUCACAAAAGAGGAGCGUAUGAUGACAAGACCCUUCAUAGCCUGUACAAACACAAUCCAGCCUCUGAGGGGGGGGCACAGUCAAAGAAGGCAAGUAGUGGAGGCAGCCUGAGCUCCAGGAUGCUCCCCCAUCUACCACCCAGAGAUUGGUACAACAAAAGUCUGUCUCUGCGCUCCAGUGAGUCUGGAUCCCUUGGCCUCCAUUACUCCUUACCGCUGCCUUAUGAGACAGGCUCCCUGCGGAGCCACAUCAGUAAUAAUGAGCUGUGUGGAGAGGCGCGUUUCUGGCACGGUAAAGACUACUGCAACUUCAUCCUCAAGGACUGGGUCAAGCUCAACAAACCAUUUGACGACUUUAUUGACAGGUACAAAACUCCCAGAAUGCCUUGGCAUGAUAUAGGGGUGGCAGUACAGGGCAAGGCGGCGAGGGAUGUAGCCAGGCAUUUCAUUCAGAGAUGGAAUUUUACAAAGCUGGUGAAAAAGCGUUCAGGUGCGAUGUGCUUCCCCUGCCUGUUGCCCAAGUCUCUCUCUGCCAGCACGGUGCUUCCACCCCGGUGGGGGAGACACACAGAGGCUAACGUCCAGGUGCUGAGAUCAGUUGGCCAGUGGUCGAUCGGAUCGAAGGUCCACGAGGAAUCCAUCCACCUAGCCUACAUCUCUGCCAUCCAAAACAGCAAGCACUUCAUAUACAUUGAAAACCAGUUCUUCAUUAGCUGUGCAGACAGAACCAUCCACAACUGCAUUGGGGAUGUACUGACAGAGCGGAUCCUACGAGCGUAUAGGGAGAAAAUGCGUUUUCGAGUGUAUGUGGUGAUGCCGCUGCUGCCAGGGUUUGAAGGUGACAUCUCAUCAGGAGGGGGCCAAGCCAUCAAAGCCAUCAUGUACUUUAAUUACAGGACCAUGUGUCGGGGGGAGCACUCCAUCAUCGAGAGACUGAAAUGUGUGAUGGCUGACUGCUGGAUCAACUACAUCUCGUUCUGUGGACUGCGGACUCACGCUGACCUGGAUGGCCGGCUGGUCACCGAGCUCAUCUACGUCCACAGCAAGCUGCUCAUAGUAGAUGACAGGACUGUCAUCAUCGGCUCGGCCAACAUCAAUGACAGGAGCAUGCUGGGAAAGCGUGACAGUGAGAUGGCGGUGGUGGUGGAGGAUACAGAGAUGGUCACCGGGGUCAUGGAUGGAGAGAGCUACCAAGCUGGGAAGUUUGCCUUGUCUCUCAGGGAGGAGUGUUUCAGGCUGGUCCUAGGGCUGCUGAGUGACUCCAGUGUGGACAUCAGUGAUCCGGUCAGUGACCAUUUCUACAAGGAAGUUUGGAUGGUGACUGCAGCCAGGAAUGCCAGUGUGUACGAUCGAGUAUUCAGGUGUUUGCCGACUGACGCCAUUUUAAACUACAAGAUCCUGAGGGAGUAUGUGUCCCGCCCCUGCCUGGCCCACGAGGACCCAGUAUUGGCCUGUGAGGAACUCCGAAAGGUGCGGGGCUUCCUGGUUCAGUUUCCCUUCUUCUUUCUGUCAAAGGAGAACCUUUUUCCCUCCUUCAACUCUAAGGAAGGCAUGAUGCCCAUCGAGCUGUGGACAUAGACUGACUCGGUCCAGUGCAGUGAGUAAAGCCUCAACAGUUCAGCAACAGUUCCGUUUUUUUUUAUAUUAUUUUCUCAUAUUCUAUUCGCUCUGUGGAGGACAGAUACAGACUGAUGCCACUGUGAGACUGUACUUCAAUAUUGUUCGCUACCUCACUGUAUUGAUAUUUUUCAGUUGACUAUGUUUUGCAAUGACAAUGAAUCUUGCUACUAAAUGUUUUUAAAUUAUGGUAA
Myripristis murdjan (pinecone soldierfish) is the source of this 3665-nucleotide messenger RNA. Its product is annotated as phospholipase D1. Gene Ontology annotation, cellular component: intracellular membrane-bounded organelle; plasma membrane region. The coding region runs from base 1 to 3432 and encodes 1143 amino acids. Gene Ontology annotation, biological process: regulation of vesicle-mediated transport; intracellular signal transduction; phospholipid catabolic process. Gene Ontology annotation, molecular function: phosphatidylinositol binding; D-type glycerophospholipase activity. The record is from RefSeq and is a predicted model, not a curated record. The transcript is spliced from 26 exons. Lineage: Eukaryota; Metazoa; Chordata; Actinopteri; Holocentriformes; Holocentridae.